Plectropomus leopardus (leopard coralgrouper) is the source of this 1282-nucleotide messenger RNA. RefSeq names its product 2-oxoglutarate receptor 1-like. NCBI's taxonomy places the organism in Eukaryota, Metazoa, Chordata, Actinopteri, Perciformes, Serranidae. Gene Ontology annotation, molecular function: G protein-coupled receptor activity. Gene Ontology annotation, biological process: G protein-coupled receptor signaling pathway. The record is from RefSeq and is a predicted model, not a curated record. Gene Ontology annotation, cellular component: plasma membrane.
GAGGGAUGCAUGUGAACAACAGAGAUGAGACGCUGAAGGCUUUGAGUGAGCACUGCUGAGGACACUGUAACUAAAAACUCAGCCAUGGCCAGCUUCCUAUACUACGGAGAACAUCACAACUGCACCAAUGUGGACCAACUGAUGAAACGCUAUUACCUGCCCGUCUCCUAUGGCGUCAUCUUCAUCGUGGGCCUGGUGGGCAACGUCACCUCCAUUGGCAUUUAUCUGACAAAGCUGCGACCCUGGAAGAGCAGCAGCAUCAUCAUGGUCAACCUGGCGCUGACCGACCUCCUCUAUGUCCUCAGCAUGCCCUUCUUGGUGUACUACUACAGUAACGGGGACUCGUGGACACUCGGCGACUUCAUGUGCCGCUUUGUGCGCUUCGGGUUUCACUUUAACCUGUAUGGGAGCAUCCUCUUCCUGACGUGUCUCGCAGUUUUCCGCUACGUGGUCGUGAUCAAGCCUUUGAGGGCUGCACAGGUGCAGCAAAAGUUUUGGGGUAUAAUUGCGUGCUCGGCCGUCUGGAUCAUCGCCGCUGCUGAGAUCACGCCCAUGUUGACGAUGAUAUCUUUGGAAGUGCGCGACAAUAAGACCUACUGCUUAGACUUUGCUAGCACCAUACCCGUCGACGACGUGCGGUGGUACGGCUGGCUGCUUACUGCUCUGGGAUAUCUCCUCCCUCUAGUGGUGGUGUCCAUGUGUUACAUCGGUGUAGUGAAACAGUUGGUGAAAGGGCCCUCCAUAUCCAGUCCGUGUCGGAUGCGAGCGCGCCACGUGACCGUGCUAAUCCUGGUGGUGUUUGUGGUGUGUUUUCUGCCAUAUCACAUCUUGCGUGUGUUGCGGAUAGAGACUCGAAGGACGCCAGAGACGCCAUGCAUGGUGGAGCGCAUCGUGCAUGCAGCAUAUAUUAUCUCCAGGCCUCUGGCCGGUCUCAAUACGUUUUUCAACCUGGCUCUGUACACUCUGUCAGGUGAUAGGUUCAGGAGGGCCUUCCUCAGUACAUUUUGUUUGGAAAACUUUAACUUCAACUGGCUUUCCAAGGCCAGGUCGUUGGUCCACCUGGCUGUUAUCAGCAAGGCAGGUAGUGACAUGCCGGCUGCAUGACUGAAGACUGUCCAAAACCUCUUUCCCUUUUUUUAAUCUCUCUUGGAUUGACUCUGUGGACACUCUAUAAACUUAUUCAGACACGGUGCCGGGAAAGCUGCAUAACAGCUGUAGUUACUGCAUUGUCAGCCGCCCACAGAUGAUAAAUAGUUUUAUGUGCCAACACCUGAAAUGUAAA